Molecule: messenger RNA, 888 nt
Organism: Naegleria fowleri
Lineage: Eukaryota; Heterolobosea; Eutetramitea; Acrasida; Naegleriidae
Exons: 1
Coding region: 1-888 (295 amino acids)
Biological process (GO): retrograde vesicle-mediated transport, Golgi to endoplasmic reticulum
Cellular component (GO): SNARE complex; endoplasmic reticulum
Molecular function (GO): SNAP receptor activity
Source: RefSeq, a predicted model, not a curated record
AUGACAUCACCAACCACCACCGAAAAUGAAAUUAAACAUGCCAUGAAUAUUAUUGAAGAAAUAUCUAAUUUAGUGUACACGAUUGAACAAGGAAUUGUAAAGAUACAAGAAACAGUAGCAAUCAUUCCCGAUAUUGAAUCUUUAAAAUUUAAUAUUGAUGAAGGGUUGAAACUCUCAUCGGAAAUGAUGAAUCAAUUGGAAUUGUAUUGUGAAGAAAAGAUUAAAGAUCCAUCGGUGAAUCAUCAUUUAGAGACUUGCUAUGGACGAAUUUUGGGAAGAUUACCACAGUUGAAGAAACAAGUUUCUAAUUUAAAAGUCAAUCUUCGGAAGGCUGUUCAAAUAUACAGUAACAAGGAACAUGAAACAUCAAUCAAAAAAGGAAAAUUAUUGGGAUCAUCAACAUCGGAAGAGAGGAAGGCUUUAAAAUCAAAUCAAAGUGGAAAACAACAAUCACGACAAUCGCGAAAAAUUACUGACUCUUUGAAAAGAACAAAAGCCAUCAUUGCACAAAAUUUGGAAAGAACAUCCAAUUCAAUGGAGCAACUCUCAGAACAAUCAAGUAUAUUUCAAAAGGCUGUAAAGUCACAGGAUGAAUAUCAAGACAAGGUUAAUCAAAGCACCAAAUUAAUUAGAGAGUUGAAAUGGAAGGAAAGACGAGACCAUUUCAUUACUCUUGUGUGUUUCUUAUUUUAUGUGGUGGUGAUUUUGGUUGUGUUUAAUCACAGAAUUCCACUCAUUUCCAUAGCUUUUUAUAUCAUGAGCACAUUAUGGAGUUUAUUUUCAGGAAUAUUUCAUUCAUCCAGCAGCGCAGGCAGUACAACCAGCUCUUCUGCACCAAUAGAUAACUUUAACACAUCAACCAUUGAAAAUAUAACAAUGAGUCCUUAA